AUGUAUAACUCUGCAGGUCAAAUUUCGCAGUAUACUGAGACCCUUUACGCUCGACAGUGCCAGUUUGGGUUGAAGGAUUUAUCAACUGAGAUAAAGGAUGACAUGAAAAAUGGGGCAAAUCUGAAAAUGCAAAUCACUUCAGCUCAAAUCGGAUCACAUGCCGACAGCUCAAGAGUAUUCGUACUGCUACGGCAGAGAAAGGAGGUGGGGUACAGGGUACUUCUUAUAUCUCUCGUCGACUCCAUGGAAAAUGAUUCUCGGAUCGCCUACCUGGAGAUGACGCGGGGAUGGCUUGUAGACGAUCUCGUCGAGGGAGUAGGAGUCGGUGGAGAAUGGGUCGGCGUUGAAGGGACGUACUUAGCAGAGAAGUCGUGGGGCGAGGCGUGGCAGCGGGCCUCGUCGCGGAUGUUCUCAGCCGCGGGACGGCGGUGCUUGAGCGAGGCAGAGGCCGAUGCGGCGGCGGAAAGGGGAUCGGAGGAUGUGGCGGACUUGUGUGAAGGGGGAUCGGAGGAGUUGGAGGGUUUUGUGUGA
Messenger RNA from Striga asiatica, 531 nucleotides. Lineage: Eukaryota; Viridiplantae; Streptophyta; Magnoliopsida; Lamiales; Orobanchaceae. The record is from the annotation of a GenBank genome assembly.